AUGGAAGAUUGCCAGACCUAUGGCAAAACAUUCAUGUUCAUGUUCCAAAGCCAAUAUGCCAGCGAACAAAGAGAAGAAGCAAAAGAUCACGAGAAGAUCAACCGUACUAUAGACAAUGGAAAACAAAAGUCAACUGACCAAAGGAGAAAAAAUAUAAAAGAAAAUAUGAACCGCAAAUGA
Molecule: messenger RNA, 180 nt
Organism: Saccharomycopsis crataegensis
Lineage: Eukaryota; Fungi; Ascomycota; Saccharomycetes; Ascoideales; Saccharomycopsidaceae
Exons: 1
Coding region: 1-180 (59 amino acids)
Source: RefSeq, a predicted model, not a curated record